UUUAUCAAAAAUCAAAGUAAUUUUUUUAAUGUGUAGUAUAUGUCGUAUACCAUAAAUGUUAUCUGUGAAAGUUUAUUGCAAUUUUAAUUACAAAUCAAAUAUUGAGAUAAUAAAAAAAUUAUUUUCGGCACAAUUAUUGGACAAAAUUUGGUGAUUUUUAAUUUUAAUAAACGAAGAAAAAAGUGAAAAAGAUUUAAAAAUAGAAUUCUGUAGCAAAAGUUAUUCAAAAAUUAUCUUUAUGUUGUGCUAAAAUGCUGAAAAAAUAUCGUACAAACUUAUUGAAGUAAAAUUUAACAACCUGUAUUUCAAUAAAUGUUGGAAAAGGAGUAUUUAGCGGUUCUUGUGAAAUAACGUUCACUAGACAAGAAAUUUCAAUGGACACCAUAAAAAUUUGGGAAAAGUUAAGAAUAAAUAUUUGAGGCUGUUCGAAAGCGAAUCAAUAAAGGACUCAAGGUUAAAAGAAGCUACUUACAUCUAAACGUACCUCAUGGAGAAACACGUGCACUACAUACAUAAAUACAUACCACAUACAUGUACUAACUAAAGCACACAGCCUUCAACGCAUUCGAGAAAACAGCAGUCCAGCAGCGCUGUCCAUAUAUCCUUGGUAAAUAUGUACUAAACGUAGCCGAAAGGAUGUGCCGCGUCAGUAUAGGUCACCGCAAUUGCUACUACACCUUUGUUAUUUCACAGCAGUGACCUUAACACCUGCCAUCCUGGCCAAUGCUAAUGUACCAACGACGACCAAAAUUAGCUACAAAAUCACCAGCUUCAUAUCUACAAGCGAAUAAGCAAACAAAAGCUAAAACCCAAGCAAAAAAUGAAUAUCCUCUCCGGCAAAUCGCAGCUACUCGCCCACGCUUUGUGUAUAGCUGGCUUAACAGCCGCCACUUCAGCGGCUACACACACCCACAAUGCAGAUAAUUUACUGGCAGCGCCAACAACAGCAACGGCAACAAGCAACACUUUAACGCUAGCAGCUAGAAUGUUGGCGGGCUUACCAACAUCCGCUGCCAUUGUAGUAGACUCAGCGAAAGCGGAUGUGGCGCCAGUUGAUGGUGUUGGUGGUGGUGGUGUGCGAAACGUUGCCAGAGCGGAGAAUGAAAGCGCCGCGGCGGAGACGCAGCCGGAUAGUUUCGAAGUGUUGCGGAAUGAAUGCUAUGAGCGGCUGAAUAGCACCACAACAAAGUUUGCGGCAGGUGAAUUGUACUGCGCUGGCACUUUUGACGGUUGGCUCUGUUGGCCGGAUACAGCUGCUGGCACUUCCGCCUACGAACGUUGCCCGGAAUUCAUAUUCGGCUUCGAUCCGACAAGAAAUGCGCAUAAGGAAUGCGGCAGAGAUGGUGAAUGGUACAAACAUCCGGUGUGGAAUUAUUCUUGGACUAAUUACACGAGCUGUGUUAAUAUAGACGAUUUAGAGUGGAAGCACAGCAUAAAUAUUUUCUACGAAACCGGUUAUGGCAUAUCGCUGGUGGCAAUUUUACUUUCUCUCGCUAUAUUGAGCUACUUUAAGUCGCUAAAAUGUGCGCGCAUAACACUCCACAUGAAUUUAUUUACAUCGUUUGCAGCGAACAACUCACUCUGGCUGAUUUGGUAUUUGGUGGUGGUGCCCGAUACGGAGCUGCUGCAAAAAAGUCCGCCCACAUGUAUUGCGCUACAUAUAAUACUCCAUUACUUCUUGCUCACAAACUAUGCAUGGAUGCUUUGUGAAGGCUUCUACUUGCACACAGUGCUAGUGUCCGCAUUCAUUUCGGAGAAGAAGCUGGUGAAGUGGCUCAUAGCUUUCGGCUGGGGUUCGCCGGCAAUUGUCAUUUUCAUUUAUGGCUUGGCGCGUGGUCUCGGCGGUACAGGCGAUGAAAUAACACAUUGCUGGAUGAAUUCGACGCCUUUCGACUAUAUAUUCGUCGUACCUGUUUGCAUUUCCAUGUUCCUUAAUUUGCUAUUUCUAUGCAAUAUUGUGCGCGUUGUGCUGCUGAAGUUGAAGGCACCAGCCAGCAUACAAAAUAGCUGUGGGCCUUCACGCACCGUCCUGCAAGCAUUUCGCGCCACACUUUUGCUCGUACCACUUCUGGGACUACAGUAUAUUUUAACACCAUUCCGACCGGAACCCAAUCAGCCAUGGGAGCAUACUUACGAAGUUAUUUCAGCAUUUACCGCAUCAUUUCAGGGCCUCUGUGUCGCCACAUUCUUUUGCUUCUUCAAUGGUGAAGUUAUUGCCCAAGUGAAGCGCAAAUGGCGUAUGGUUUGCUUUAGUAAUAGGGCUCGUGCAAAUUCCUACACAGCCACUCAGGUCUCGUUCGUGCGAUGCGGCCCGCCCCUGCCCGGCGAAGAGAAGGUAUGACUAAAGGACAUGUCAUCGAUGAAAGCGCGGCGCGCCUCCAGCGCUGUCACUGGCCGCAGCAGUGACUCAUAUUCCGGCGCCGGCGCCAGCAGUCGAUCCGCCACUCGUUUGCGCAGCAACAGCACCGCACACGGCAGCCAAAAAACGCAAGCCAUGGCGUCAGCGCCCAGCGGAGUCAUAAGUGGACUGCGUAAGCUGCAAUUGCUGCGGCGAAAGACCAUCGAUCAGCUGCGCGUACGACAGCCGCUAAUGGAAGAGGGAACUGUCACAGAAAGUAUUAGUGGUCGUGGUGGUGGUGGCGAUGGCGGUUUUGGCAGUGGCGCAGUAAAUGAAUUCGACAGCAGUGCGAGUAACUGUAAUAGUCAUGGAAAAUAUGCAACUGGAAAAGUAGUUUCUGCGGCGACGACAACGGCGGCAGCAGCUGCAAUAACAACAAUCACACUUGCAGCAGCCACAGCAACUGCAGCUGCAGCGUCAGCGACAACAACAAGAACAACAACGAGUAAUUACCAUAACAGCAGCAAUAAUAGAAACAGCAGCAGUGGCAGCUAUAGCCUCGAUGGUAGCAGCGCUGAUGGCAGCAAUCGCGUGGCUGGUGGCACUUUGCUCGUUACCACUACAGCUGUGCACAACAACAAUCUGCAUUUGGAUGGCAACAAAAUGGCGGAGGAGGCAUUGUAAGCGAAAGUCAGCAAAAUAAUUUUUGUGGCACGAAAAAUGCGGAAAAGCAAAAGAGUGCGAGGUGUCAGGUGGUUGAAGGUGGCUGGAGUAAUCAUAUGAUGUGGUAAAUUUAAUGGAAGUAAGUAAUUGUAGCGCACGCGUGAUUUAUUGCUGCAUGUGAGAUAUUUUUGCUAUAGCCAGUUUAUAACGCAUUUCUACACAUCCCCUUAGCAUUAAGAUAAGGUAAUAAAAAACGUUGAUUAAUGAUGUGUGAUGAGUAUCUGAUAUAAAUACAUAAUUUGCAAUUGGAAUAAUUUGUCUGUCAGUGUGGUAAUCAUGAUGCGCAACGAUGUGAAAUUUUAGUUUAGGAUCUAUGCAGGAAAAAAAUA
Messenger RNA from Rhagoletis pomonella (apple maggot), 3390 nucleotides. It is a transcript of the gene Dh31-R, whose product is annotated as calcitonin gene-related peptide type 1 receptor. Gene Ontology annotation, cellular component: plasma membrane. The transcript is spliced from 11 exons. The record is from RefSeq and is a predicted model, not a curated record. Gene Ontology annotation, molecular function: calcitonin receptor activity. Gene Ontology annotation, biological process: cell surface receptor signaling pathway; adenylate cyclase-modulating G protein-coupled receptor signaling pathway. Lineage: Eukaryota; Metazoa; Arthropoda; Insecta; Diptera; Tephritidae.